AUGGAUGCAUACAGUGUGAUCAAUGCCGCCUCCGAAAGAUCCGAUGCGACAAGCGCACGCCAUGUUCAAACUGUCGCAGCUCUAGCAUUGCAUGCCGAUCUACCGGUGAAGGCCAGAAGCCAUCAGAGCCCCGGCGGCGGCGAGAAAAAGAUCGAUUUGAUCGAGGAACGCUUGGCAAGCAUUGAAAGAACUCUUCAACAGCUAGCAAAAAAUACAUCUCAACCACAAGGCUUCACACCACCGAACCCGCGCGAGCCUCAUUUCGCCCCUUCACCUCAGAAGUCAACCCCCUCGCAGAUGUCAUCCACUACGCCGAACCCUGGAAAGCUUAAGGGUCUUUUGUAUCUGCCGAAUCCUACUAUCGAGCAGCACGAUUCCAGUUCUGGCUUCGAGGGUAGUUCAUCUCUCACUGCCCAUGGAGCUUACGCGAGCGCGUUCCUUGAAUCUGCUGUGUCCAAAAGCUCGCCGCAGGUUUUGUCAAGCCCGAAGAUCAAUGCGGCUCUCUCGUCGUUAAAGCAGCUCGUCGGGAUCCAGAACCAGCGUCGAGAAGUGGACUUGCAGGGGGGUCAACCUCAUGCCAAUAAUGCGCGGUUGGGCGUGAGACGCGACAUUCGUGAUCUUGAGAUGCCGCCUCUAGCAGUGGUUCUAGACAUGUUGAGAAAGAUUCAAGAAACACCACCGGCCUUCUUUGGUGGCUAUGUCCCCUUUCUCGGCUUGAAAUAUUUCACUGAAAAAUGCCGUGAAGUUUAUUUCUGCAUAGACGAUUACUCUGACGCAGCAUUUGUUGUUACUAAUUUUUGUCUGUAUGGAGUUUUCUACGAGUAUGGCGUCACGGAGAAAGACGCCUCUACACAAGAAGACUACCAGAACUACAUUGAAAUGUGUCGCAACAACCUGGAGACAGCGCUUGCCAAUUUGAACAUAUUGAUGCCGGCAAACCAUGAAUCAAUCAUGGCGUUAGCUCUAGGAGUUAGUCCCCCAUUUCCGUUUCGUCAUUUUCUCAUUUUCUCUUUUCAAAUAUACUUCAUCCAGAAUCCUUACUUACAAACACAGGCUAUGCAUGCACUCGAGAUUUCCAAACCAUCGGUUGGUUGGACGCUAGCAUCAACGGCCAUGAAUCUGUGCCAGACACUGGGGUAUCAUCGCUUUACCUCGAUGGAGCAGGACUCCAUACCAGUCCAACGCCAAAAGCAGAAUCUAUUCUGGUCUGUGUACACAAUUUUGAAUAUGAUGUCUCUGCGUCUAGGACGUGCUUCGUCCAUACAGAACUACGAUAUCAGCCUACCGCCGCUUGAUGAAGAUCCAGAGAUCCCCCAGCCAUGGGGACCCGUCUGCAUGUGGUGGACUAAAUCGGCAGUUAUCCAGAGUGAGGUUUACCAAUAUUUAUACAGCCCGGAAGCACUGCAGAAACCGGAAAGUGAACGAGUCGCACAUGCGCGAAGGUUAGCCGCUGAGAUGAAGUCAAAUGUUAUGGAGCCGUUUGAGAAAUUCAUGUUGUCCGAUCUUAAAGUAUCCGAGAUGGACCUGAUGUACCUCGCAACUGACAAGAUCAGCCGGCUGGCCAUCAUGACUUUGAUCUACCGAGCCAUCCCAGCACCAACAGACUCAGGCCGUGUCUCCACCUUCAUACCCGAAUGCAUUGAGACAGCCCGGGAAGCCCUGGAAACCCAUCGCCAGUGCGUUGCUGCGCUCAAAGGGACAGACGAUUUCAUGAGGAUAUCCUACAUGCACUCAACAAAUUCUGACAAGAAAUAUAGGGGCAUCCUCCUAUCCCCAUUCGUCCCCUUUAUCGUAAUAUUCUGCAACAUAAUAACAACCUCCAACGGCAACGACCUCACCCUACUCGAAGAGUUUGUCGCCUCCCUCCAGCCGCUAAGCCCCUUCUCCCAAUCCAUCGAGCGACUGCACACCCUGUGCUCAGUCCUUGGCACCGUCGCCCGCCUUUACUUUGAAGCCAACACCCGGACCCAGACAGCUGCAGACCAGGAUCAGAAUCUCAUUGAUGUCGGUCAGGAAUUCGAUGUUUAUCUCAGUGCACUUGGACUGGCGCCUACAAACCCCCUUAACCCUUUAAACCCCCUGAAUCCUCUGAACAGCGGUACUUCCCAGAUGGUACAAUCGCAAGGAUAUUUCCAGGCGGAUAAUCCCGCUAUGAAUGUGAGUUCAGCAGAAUUGCCGCAGCAGAACAUGGGCGGCUUUUCGGCGCCAGUCGAUUCAUCUCAAGUGCAGGGACAGGAUUUGGGGACUGCUGCGCAAUUGGGGAAUUGGUUCUGGGGAAAUCAGUAUAUGAUGGGUCUUUUGGAGGAGGAUUUAUCGCAAGUCAAUCCGGGGCGGCCGUGA
This is a messenger RNA of Penicillium expansum, 2340 nucleotides long. RefSeq lists its product as uncharacterized. The transcript is spliced from 6 exons. Gene Ontology annotation, biological process: DNA-templated transcription. The record is from RefSeq and is a predicted model, not a curated record. The coding region runs from base 1 to 2340 and encodes 779 amino acids. Gene Ontology annotation, molecular function: zinc ion binding; DNA binding. NCBI's taxonomy places the organism in Eukaryota, Fungi, Ascomycota, Eurotiomycetes, Eurotiales, Aspergillaceae.